Dinoponera quadriceps is the source of this 1200-nucleotide messenger RNA. RefSeq names its product protein MAK16 homolog A (gene Rbm13). Bases 125 to 1114 code for a protein of 329 amino acids. NCBI's taxonomy places the organism in Eukaryota, Metazoa, Arthropoda, Insecta, Hymenoptera, Formicidae. The transcript has 7 exons. The record is from RefSeq and is a predicted model, not a curated record. Gene Ontology annotation, cellular component: nucleolus; preribosome, large subunit precursor. Gene Ontology annotation, biological process: maturation of LSU-rRNA; maturation of 5.8S rRNA.
UAUAAAUGUUUGAUUACACAUCGUAGAACACGUGCUUUGUACCUGUAUGGUACACAGAGGAGGAAUCGUUCACAAUAUCGUGAGAUAAUAACUUUUUUAUAAAAGAACUACAGAGUGAAACAAAAUGCAACACGACGACGUUGUGUGGAGUGUUAUUAAUAAAUCAUUUUGUUCCUUUAAAGUAAAUACAAAAACCCAGAGGUUUUGUAGGAAUGAAUACAAUCUUACAGGAUUAUGCAGUAGAGCAGCAUGCCCUCUUGCAAACAGUCAAUAUGCUACAAUUAGAGAGGAGAAUGGUAUCAUUUAUCUGUAUAUGAGAACAGCAGAAAGAAUACAUACACCGAAAAAUAUGUGGGAAAAAGUCAAGCUAUCCAGGAACUUUGAAAAAGCAAUACAACAAAUUAACGAAAAUCUGCUCUAUUGGCCUAGUUUUAUAAAAGCAAAAUGUAAGCAGAGAUUUGUCAAAAUUACACAAUAUCUUAUCCGUAUGAGAAAGCUUAGAUUAAGGCGGCAGAAGAAAAUUGUACCUCUUCAGAGAAAGAUCGAGAGAAGAGAGAGACGUAGGGAAGAAAAGGCUCUAAUUGCUGCUAGACUGGAAACUUCAAUUGAAAAGCGACUCAUGGAAAGAUUAAAGCAAGGAACGUAUAAUGAUAUAUACAACUUCCCACAAAGAGUAUUUGACAAAGCUGUAGAGUCUGUUGAAAUUGAUGGUGAAAGCGAGGCAGAAAGUGAGCAGGAAGAAGAGCGAGAGAAAGAAAUUGAAAAAGAAGUAGAAAUAGAAUUGGAAGCAGAUGAACAGGAAACUGAACAAAAUGCUCCUCGGUAUGUUGAAGCUGAUAGUGAUGAUGAAGAUGACGAUGAUUUUGAUAUUGAAGAGGUCUCUAUGGAUGAAGAUAGCGACUCUGGACGAAAGGAAGAAAUUGAAUUAUCGGAUAGCUUCGAAUCUGAAGCAAGCGAUAUUGAGGACUUGAUACCAUCUACAAGUAAAAACGCAAAAAUGCCGAAAGUCAAGAAAGGAAAAGUACAGAAGAAAAAGCAACCAAAAGUGGAGAUCGAAUAUGAAAUGGAAGAAGAUCGUCAAAAAGAACGUGUAUAUCAAAUUCAUAGUAAAUAAAUAUUGGAAUUAUGUACCAUGCAGAAAUGAUCAAAUUAUAUGUAUUAUACAUAUAUAUUGUAACCCGAUAUUUUCCUUAUACAUCA